AGCGGGUGGGUUGCACAAAGGACACAGCCCCUUGACACCUUAGUGCGCUCAGUGUUUUCUGAGCGCCUUCUCUGUAAUCCCCGAGGUUGGUGCCGUGGGGUGCAUUCCUAGGUAGGCCUCUGGGUGCUCUGGGGUUAAGGCCUGUCCACGUGAGAGUACCUUGCGACAGAGCCACACGCCCUCCCACCUGCGGGCGGCCUCCUGCACUCACCAUUGCCCAGUGUCGCCAGCUCCACCCGACACAGGGAUGCGCCCGCCCGCGCGUUCGCUGUGUUAUGCCAGGGCAGCGCGGUGAGCAAACAGGUCAUCCGGCCUGAGCAGCCAGCUUGGGUCUCCUCCCUGCCACCCAUGCCAGACGUGCAUCCAGGACCCGGCUGCUACCACACACCCUGCCUCCGCUCAGUCUUCCAGACGGGUGGCAGACAUGGAGGAACUGACCAUCUGGGAACAGCACACGGCCACGCUGUACAAGGACCCCCGCCGCGGCUUCGGCAUCGCCAUCUCUGGAGGCCACGACCCCGACAGCAGAUCCGUGAUCGUGUCCGACGUUGUGCCCGGAGGCCCGGCCGUGGGCAGGCUCCAGACCGGGGACCACAUCGUCAUGGUGAAUGGGGUCUCCGUGGAGAACGUCACGUCUGCCUUCGCCAUCCAGAUUCUGAAAACCUGCAACAAAACGGCCAACAUUACAGUGAAGCGCCCUCGUAGGGUGCAGCUACCUGUCACCAAGGCCAGCACAUCACCGGGCCACCAGCUCUCAGACCGGGAGGAAGUUGACCAUGGCCGGGGCUAUGAGGGCGACUCCUCCAGCGGCUCUGGCCGAUCUUGGGGUGAGCGUUCUCGCCGGACCAAGGCAGGACGCCGUAGCCGCGUGGGUAGUCACCGGCACCAGAGCUCGGGUGGUAGAUCUGAGCCCAACGGACUGGACCUGGUAUCUGGCUACAAGCGCUUGCCGAAGCAGGAUGUGCUCAUGAGGCCGCUCAAGUCCGUGCUGGUGAAGAGAAGAAACAGCGAGGAGUUCGGAGUGAAGCUGGGUAGCCAGAUCUUCAUAAAACACAUCACAGAUUCUGGCCUCGCUGCCCGGAACCGCGGGCUGCAGGAAGGAGACCUUAUCUUGCAGAUCAAUGGGGUGUCAAGUGCGAAUCUGUCCCUGAGCGACACACGGCAACUCAUCGAGGAGUCAGAGGGGGAGCUGACCCUGCUGGUGCUGAGGGAUAGCGGGCAGUUCCUAGUGAACAUCCCUCCCGCAGUGAGUGACAGCGACAGCUCCCUUAUGGAAGACAUCUCAGACCUGACCUCGGAACUGUCCCAGGCGCCCCCAACCCACAUCCCUCCGCCACCUCUGCAGAGUCAGCGGAGCCCCGAGGCCAGCCAGCCAAGCUCUCCGAUGGAGAGCCCGCAGCCCCGGAGGCGGGAAUGGUCAGUGGAUUCAAGAGCCAUUGCUGAACCAGAGUAUCCUGGAGAAAGCCGCUAUGACAUUUAUCGGGUCCCCAGCCAGCAGAGCCUGUCAGAUCGCGGCUACAGCCCCGACAUGCGUGUCGUGCGCUUCCCCAAGGGUGCGAGCAUUGGCCUGCGGCUGGCUGGCGGCAACGACGUGGGCAUCUUCGUGUCCGGGGUGCAGGAAGGCAGCCCAGCCGACGGUCAGGGCAUCCAGGAAGGGGACGAGAUCUUACAGGUGAACGGCAUGCCAUUCCGGAACCUGACCCGGGAGGAAGCUGUGAACUUCCUGUUGGAGCUACCGCCAGGGGACAACAUGGAGCUUGUGACGCAGAGCAAGCAGGACAUCUUCAGGAAAAUGGUCCAGUCCCGCGUGGGUGACUCCUUCUACAUCCGCACGCACUUCGAGCUGGAGCCGAGCCCACCCUACGGCCUGGGCUUCACUCGUGGUGACGUCUUCCACGUAGUGGACACUUUGUACCGUGGCUCGGGGUCUGGCUAUGGUGGUCGUGGUGGCCUCUGGCUGGCCGCCCGCAUGGGCAGAGAUCUCCGAGAGCAAGAACGCGGUGUCAUCCCCAAUCAGAGCAGGGCAGAGCAGCUGGCCAGCUUGGAGGCUGCGCAGCGGGCAGCGGGCGUUGGCCCAGGCGCCCCCUUGGCCUCCAACCCACGGGCCGAGUUCUGGCGGCUCCGAGGUCUCCGCCGAGGGACCAAGAAGACUACACAGCGGAGCCGCGAGGAUUUGUCGGUGCUGACCAAGCAGGGACACUACCCGCCCUACGAACGUGUGGUGCUGCGAGAAGCCAGCUUUAAGCGCCCGGUGGUGAUCCUAGGACCGGUGGCCGACAUCGCCAUGAAGAGGCUGACAGCAGAGAUGCCCGAUCAGUUCGAAAUCGCAGAAAGCGUGUCCCGGACUGACAACCCAUCCAAGAUUAUCAAACUGGACACGGUGCGGGUGAUCGCCGAGAGGGACAGGCACGCGCUCCUGGACGUCACCCCCUCAGCCAUCGAGCGCCUCAACUAUGUUCAGUACUACCCCAUCGUGAUCUUCUGCAUCCCCGAAAGCCGCCGGGCCCUGAAGGCUCUGCGGGAGUGGCUGGCCCCUGCCUCCCGCCGCAGCAGCCGCCGCCUGUAUGCGCAAGCGCAGAAGCUCCAGAAACACAGCGGGCACCUCUUCACAGCCACCGUCCCCCUGCACGGUACCGAUGACUCCUGGUACCAGGAGAUCAAGGCCGUGGUGCAGCAGCAGCAGACGCGACCUAUCUGGACUGCAGAAGACCAGCUGGACGGCUCAUCCGAGGACCUUGAUCUGCCGGGCCGCGGCCUGGAUACCAGCUCUGGGGACCUCAGCUGUGACAGUCGGGCCAACAGCGACUAUGAGGACACGGACGGCGCCUACACAGACGGCGAGGGCAGCGGGCCCCAGGACGCCGAUGAGGAGUCCCCCGUCCCCGCUCUGGCCCGGUCUUCGGAGCCUGCAUGGGUGGAAGACCACGAGGGGCUGAGGGGUCACGGGGGGAUCACCGCCGAGUUUGAGACACAGGCUGGCAGCCGCCAUCCUCAGGGCCAGUGGCACGAGGACAGCAUGCGGACCUACGAGCGCGAAGCUCUAAGGAGGAAGUUCACGAGAGCCCGGGAUGUUGAGUCCUCCGAUGACGACGCCUACGACUGGGGCCCAGCCACCGAUCUGUGACCUGUGACCUCAGAGGUCACAAGCCCUGCCUCCUGCUCCCUGGAGCCUCAGUUUCCCUUGUAGGACCCAGAGCCUCUGACCAUUUAAUAAACCUUAAUUUUCUUUAACAUUA
Messenger RNA from Arvicola amphibius (Eurasian water vole), 3236 nucleotides. It is a transcript of the gene Tjp3, whose product is annotated as tight junction protein 3. The record is from RefSeq and is a predicted model, not a curated record. Gene Ontology annotation, molecular function: cell adhesion molecule binding. Gene Ontology annotation, biological process: establishment of endothelial intestinal barrier; cell-cell adhesion; cell-cell junction organization. The coding region runs from base 425 to 3124 and encodes 899 amino acids. The transcript is spliced from 21 exons. Lineage: Eukaryota; Metazoa; Chordata; Mammalia; Rodentia; Cricetidae. Gene Ontology annotation, cellular component: plasma membrane; bicellular tight junction.